Molecule: messenger RNA, 1048 nt
Organism: Penaeus vannamei (Pacific white shrimp)
Lineage: Eukaryota; Metazoa; Arthropoda; Malacostraca; Decapoda; Penaeidae
Source: RefSeq, a predicted model, not a curated record
UAGUCCGAGCCAUUGCAUCUCUGCUACAAGAUUAUGUGAAACGACCAUCGAGAGAACAUUUUUCUAACAUCAGGAAUUAUUAUUUUGAAAUGUCUGGUUUUCCUGGGGUAUUGGGUGCAGUUGACUGCACACAUGUACCUAUUCAGAGUCCUGGAGGUGCUAGAGCAGAAGAGUUCAGGUGUAGAAAGGGAUUUUUUUUCUUUGAAUGUUCAGGCAGCUUGUGGACCAAUUUUAGAAUUUUUUGACUUUGUGUGCCGUUGGCCUGGCUCUGUUCAUGACAGCCGAAUAUUUAAUAAUAGCAGAUUAUUUUUUGAUCUUCAACAUGAUCUGCUAGAAGGGCAUCACUUAUUAGGUGACUCAGCCUAUCCACUGCUACCAUUCCUCCUCACCCCAGUGGCAAAUCCUGUUGGCCAAAGAGAAGUCAGAUACAAUAUAUCAUAUUCCAAAGCACGAAAUACCGUUGAGAGAGCAUUUGGUGUUCUGAAAAUGAGAUUCAGGUGCCUCACCAUUCCAUUGAAAAUUAAUUUAACAGUCAUGGCGACUAUUUGCAGUGCAGCUGUCUUGCAUAAUAUGGCUGUUAAGUAUAAAGAAGAUCUGUACAUGUGUAAUGAUGAUGGAGAGGAAGAAAGUGUAAAUAUUGAAGAAAAUAUAGAACACUUUGUAAAUGCUGCCGGUCGACAGAAGAGAAAUAAUAUUAAUGAAUAUUUUUCUUAAAUGUUUCAUGCCAAAAUGCCAUUUUUGGUUGAUAUUUUUCUGUUUUGCCUAAAUUAAGCAUAUGGCAGUUAUGAUUUUGAUUGUACACUAUAGCAAUCCUCAGUAUAUGACAAUUAUGAUUUAUUUUGACUGUAUAUUAUAAUGUUCCUCAUGAUAUGAAAAUAAGGGUUUAUUUUGAUUGUCUAUCAUACUAUUCCUCAUGAUAUGAGUUAUGAUUUGUUCUGAUUGUACAUUUUACUAUCCCUCGUGAUAUGAAAAUUAUGUUUUAUUUUGAGUGUUCAUUAUACUAUUCCUCAUGAUAAUGUCCAUGUCUUUGAUAUGCAUAAUUCAUGUC